Molecule: messenger RNA, 1119 nt
Organism: Lotus japonicus
Lineage: Eukaryota; Viridiplantae; Streptophyta; Magnoliopsida; Fabales; Fabaceae
Exons: 2
Coding region: 262-1119 (285 amino acids)
Source: RefSeq, a predicted model, not a curated record
CCAUUGGAUGCAAAAAGAUAGCAUUUGAGGUAAGUGUUGUUAGUUGUUUGUUGUAUGUUGUUAGUUUAAGUAGUUGAAGUUGUUAGAUUAAGUAGUUAGAUUAAGUAGAUUAAGUAGUUAGAAUGAUGAUUUUCUGAAUUCUGAGAUGUGUUAAAAUACGGAAUAUAAAGUUUCGGAGUCUAUACGAAAAUUAAUAUACCGUAUUCAAUACGAAUUAUAAAUUUCCGUAUUCAAUACGAAUUAUAAAGUUCCGUAUGCAAUAUGGAUAAUAAAGUUCCGUAUUCUCUUCCAGGGAUGACAGAAUCAUUUUUAUUUCAUGAAUCCCAAUUGAUUGAAGUUGGAUUGAACAAUGCUCAACCUGAAGAGGUGACACCACCAGCAUUUGUACCCCCGUGUAUAAGUAUAGAUGUCUCGCAUUUAUUUACAACUGAUCAGAUUUUCCCUACCCGUGAUGAUCUUAUCAAUUGGGUUCAUGGAAUUGCGAUUGAAAAUGGAUAUGUUGUGUUGAUCACAAAGUCAGAUAGCGGUGGGAAUGGAAGCAGAAAAGCUUAUGUCAUGUUGGGGUGCGAGAAGCAUGGUAAGUAUGUUCCCUACAGAGACCCUGACCUUGUUGAAGGAACGAGAACACAAAAGACAGAAUGUCCUUUUAGACUAAAAGGACGACCUAUGAAAAAUGGCAUAGAUAGAGAUUGGCGGCUAAAGGUGAUGGAAGGUACACACAACCAUGAACCAGCUAGGUCACUACUUGGCCACAAUUUUGUUGGUCGUCUAAAUUCCGAAGAGAAGGAGCAAGUGGAAAAAAUGUCAAAGAGUUGGGUUCCACCGAGAAAGAUGCUGUUGACUUUGAAGGAAAACAAUCCUUUAAACUUGACUACCAUAUCUCAGAUUUAUGGUGCUUGCAAGAGGUUAAGAAAAUCCCUCCGCGGGUCAUUGACAGAAAUGCAACACUUGUUGAAGAAGUUGGACGGUGACAAGUACGUCCACUUUGAAAGACAUGAGCCUGGAUCGGAAGUCAUUAGGGAUGUAUUUUGGGCUCAUCCAAAUGCUAUCAAACUGUUCAACACAUUAUGGGCCUUGCCCUUAUGUUGUUCAUUGCUGCUUUUAAUAAUAGUAAUUUGA